AUGCAUCAACCGCCACCCAACUCAGCCACACCCCCCAGCGCGCCGCAAAUCAGCGUGAACCGAACCCAACUGCAAGUGGUGGAGAAUUUCCCGUACCUGGGCAGUACCCUUUCCCGCAACAUCAAAAUCGAUGACGAAGUCGCCAACAGGAUGUCGAAAUCCAGUCAAGCCUUCGGUCGCCUCCAGAGCUCAGUUUGGAAUCGUCAUGGUCUCCAACCGAGCACGAAGCUAAAGAUGUACAAGGCCUUCAUCCUGCCGACGCUGCUGUACGGAGCGGAGACUUGGGUGGUGUACACAAAGCAGGCACGCCGACUGUACCACUUCCAACUCAGUUGUCUUCGUCGCAUCCUGAGGCUGAACUGGCAGCAUCGAAUCCCCGACACUGAUGUGCUGGAACGGACGGGAAUCCUCAGCGUCUACACCAUGCUGAGACAAAUGCAGUUGCGCUGGAGCGACCACGUGGUGCGCAUGGACGACGAGCGACUACCCAAACGACUCUUCUACGGAGACGUCGCGACGGAUUCUCGCCGCCAAGGAGACCAAAUUCGUCGAUAUAAGGACACUCUGAAGUCCUCCCUGAAGCGUCUGCAAAUCAACCCGACCAACUGGGAAGAGCUCGCACUCGAUCGACCGACCUGGAGGAGGACAGUGACAACAGGCGCCGCGAUCUACGAAGCCAGCGUUCUAGUCCCUACCCUCUUCAGGCUCAUGUUCUCUGCCAUGCUUAUGGGCACCUACCGUGACGAACACCAGGUGACCCGCAUCGCCUACAGGAGGGGCGGCCACCUCCCCAGUCAGCGGUGGCUGCACUUCCAGUCACCUGUAUCCACAACCACCGUCCACGAACUUCCAUUCGCCGACAACUGCGCCCUCCAAACCACCUCGGAAGGGGACAUGCAAAGAGGCAUGAACCUCUUCGCCGGCGCCACCCGCGAGAACUUCGGUCUGGUCAUUAACGUGGAGAAAACGGUGCUUAUGCACCAACCUCCACCCGACGCUGCCUACGUCGCACCCAAAAUCAACAUGAACGGCGCCCAACUGCAAGCUGUGAACAACUUCACCUACCUGGGCAGCACCCUCUCUCGCAAUACCAAAAUCGACGAUGAAGUGGCCGGCCGGAUUUCGAAGGCCAGUCAAGUUUUCGUUCGCCUGUGA
Molecule: messenger RNA, 1155 nt
Organism: Spirometra erinaceieuropaei
Lineage: Eukaryota; Metazoa; Platyhelminthes; Cestoda; Diphyllobothriidea; Diphyllobothriidae
Source: the annotation of a GenBank genome assembly